AUGGACAACUUCAGCAGAGGAGCCAAGAAAGCGUACAAGAGGUGGAGAAAUCCUGAACUGAGGGGUGAUGCGAAUGUUUUGGAUCGCAGUGAUGAGGACCAGGGCACAGACACUGAGAUCUGCACUACAGCCUGUGCAAGAGUUGACUCAGGGCAAAGAGAGUCUGCAUCUAGAUCUGGAUUUCAUAAAUCUGAAGAAACCUUUACAGUAGACGAGGCACUGGAGGCCAUUGGUUUUGGAAAGUUCCAGUGGAAAAUCACUUUUAUCACUGGACUGGCAUGGGUAGGAGACUCCAUGCAGUUAUUGAUCCUCAGUAUCUUGGGCCCCCAGCUGCACUGUGAGUGGAGGCUGCCCAGCUACAAGGUGGCUCUCACAACAUCGGUAGUGUUUUUCGGGACGGCGAUAAGUUCAGCUCUUUGGGGGAAGGUCUCAGACAAGUACGGCAGAAAAGUAGGUCUGACAAUUUGUUUGGCCUGGGCUCUGUACUACGGCCUGUUAAGUGCCAUUGCUCCUGUGCAUGGCUGGCUCUUGGUCCUGUGGUGCCUCAUAGGCUUUGGCCUUGGAGGAGGUCCUCAGGUGGUGACACUGUACACAGAAUUCCUCCCACGGAAGUCAAGAGGCACCUGCCUCGUGAUGUUUAAGGCAUUCUGGGCAAUUGGUUGUGUGCUCGAGGUCCUCCUGGCAUUGUUGAUAAUGCCCACUCUUGGCUGGAGGUGGCUGCUCAGCCUGUCCGUUGUACCAAUGGCAGUCUUUGUUUGCUUCUGCCUUUGGCUGCCUGAAAGUCCUCAUUUUGACAUGCUGACGGGAAAAACGGAGAAAGCCAUGGCACUGUUAACGCGCAUCGCCAAAGAGAAUGGCAAGGCCAUGCCUCAAGGGAAAAUGAUUACAUAUUUACAGAAUGACCGUGGACGGGUCAAAGAUCUCUUUACUCCUCAAUAUUGGAGGACUACACUUCUUCUGUUGUUUAUAUGGUUUGCAAUUGCCUUCUGCUACUACGGGAUAGGCCUGUUGACAACUGAGCUGUUUCAAACUGGACAUUCAUGUGAACCAACCAUAGGGGCAAAUAAUGAACUGAGCUGUAGUCUGGAAUGCAAAUAUUUGACAUCAGCUGACUACAUAGACCUUUUAUGGACGUCUAUGGCUGAAUUCCCAGGUUUUUUCUUUAUUCUUAUAGCAAUUGACCGUAUUGGCAGGAAAAAGACCCUUGCUCUGUGUUUCUUCACAUUAUCUUUGUGUUUUCUGCCCUUAUUUGCGUGUAUUGGGAGGACAACUCUUACAAUCUUCAUCUUUAUUGGCAGAACCUUCAUAUCUGGAGGAUACCAAGCUGCUUUUAUUUAUACAACAGAGGUGUUCCCUACAGAAAACAGAGCCUUAGCACUGGGGAUUUGCAAUGGGGUGUCGAAGGGGGGGGCCCUGAUUACCCCCUUUGUGGCACAGGUGAUGCUCGGGAUAUCACAAUACUUGACCCUGUCCAUAUACUGUGUUUGUGGUCUGCUGGCCGGCGUUGCAUGCUUGAACCUGCCCAUUGAGACAUUGGGCAGGGGUCUGCCGGAUUCCAGUCUUUACCAGGAGGCUGGAGAGCAGACUGCCACCACAACCAGUCAGCCAAAUGGCACAACAGACUCCUCGGACCAGAGGUAG
Messenger RNA from Micropterus dolomieu (smallmouth bass), 1641 nucleotides. RefSeq names its product synaptic vesicle 2-related protein-like. Lineage: Eukaryota; Metazoa; Chordata; Actinopteri; Centrarchiformes; Centrarchidae. Gene Ontology annotation, molecular function: transmembrane transporter activity. The record is from RefSeq and is a predicted model, not a curated record. Bases 1 to 1641 code for a protein of 546 amino acids. Gene Ontology annotation, cellular component: membrane. The transcript is spliced from 16 exons. Gene Ontology annotation, biological process: transmembrane transport.